Molecule: messenger RNA, 864 nt
Organism: Paramecium pentaurelia
Lineage: Eukaryota; Ciliophora; Oligohymenophorea; Peniculida; Parameciidae
Source: the annotation of a GenBank genome assembly
AAUGCCGACCAUCAGCACAUUUCCACCUCCACAUCAUGAUGUUGAUUGGUUUUACCUAGAAGAAGAUGGAAAAUGGAAAAUAUUUGAUUGGAGAAGAUGCAAUCUCCUAGAGAAUAUGCUUCAUUACUGUAAUCAAGGAGAGUUUUAGAUCAUUUUCAAAGACAUGCAGUUUAUAGUGGAUUAUGAUCACAUGGUCAUGCAUCAUUAAAUUAGUUAUUAUAAAAUUAGGAGAGAAUCAUCAAUUGUGUCUAGGCAAAUAAAAAUAUAAUAAGGGAAGUGGUCAUAUUAUAAUGGAUAAACAUGGAUUUAAUAUGAAAAAGUGAUAUAAAAUUAAUUGGAAGAUUUGAUGGUCAAAGGAGAAGUAAAUAAUUUAAAUGAUUAAAGCCUCUCAUUAUAAUGUAUGUAAAUAACAAGCAAUAUGUAUUUGAUUUGGAUUAGAAUGUUUAGGUUGAGCCUAUAGAUGACAAAGGGUUGAAUAAGAGAAAAAUAAUUACAAGACAAUGGAUGAACACACAUUAAUUAUAAGAGUUUUGUAAAAUAAGAAAAUAAUAGGAAUUAACCUAUAUAAGGGAAAGAAAGGCUUUGGAAGAAUAUAUGAAAUUACAUUAACAUCGUAAGAAAAUAAGUGGAUCUAAGAAAGCAAAUAGAUUGGGAGAUUUGGGAAUAUCUCCAGAUCAGGAGAAGUAGGAAAGGAAAUAAUAGAAAUUAUAAUAACAAAAUUAAUAAUAAUAAUAAUAAACAAAGCCAAAAGAUGAAUGCUUUAAAAUGAUAGAGCAUUAGAAAUAGCCAGAUCCAAAGUAAUUAGAGGAAUGGAAUUUACUUAUUGAAAAGAUGAAAGAAGAAAAUGCUGAGAAUAAUGCAUGA